AUGGUGUUAUUAGCGGGUAUCCCAUUAUUUUACAUGGAACUCUCACUGGGUCAGUACUAUCGCAAAGGAGCGAUCACAACAUGGGGACGAAUUUGCCCACUAUUUAAAGGUAUCGGCUAUUGUGUGAUUAUGAUUGCGUUCUACACGGAUUUCUUCUACAAUGUGGUGAUCGCAUGGGGUUUGCAUUAUCUGUACGCUUCAUUCUCGAUAAAUCUGCCAUGGGCCAACUGCAACAACUCCUACAACAGUCCGGCUUGUUACGAACCGCAGUAA
Angiostrongylus costaricensis is the source of this 273-nucleotide messenger RNA. NCBI's taxonomy places the organism in Eukaryota, Metazoa, Nematoda, Chromadorea, Rhabditida, Metastrongylidae. The record is from the annotation of a GenBank genome assembly.